GGCACAAUUUGUGUUUGAUAGAUAAAUUGUUGCUAGGAAACAACUGAUUGGAUUUUCUGGCAAUUUUAAUAUUAUAUUCAUUUCAAAACAAUCUUCAUAUCAAUUGAACACUUGAAAAGCUUAAAGAUACAAUAAAUGAUUGCGCAGACUUGAAUGAAAUCAAUUAAUUGUUUUAUCAUUUUCACACUCAGACCUUCAUUGUCUCGAAUGCAAAAUACAACGUUAAAUGAAAUGUCAAAAAACAAAUCAUUAACUUACUUUCAAUCAUAUUGUGUCGUCAACUAAUCAAACUUAAACUAAAUGACCACUUUUACCUUGCUCAUGCUCUAACCAUCCAGUAAUACAUUAACAGUAAUGUGGACCUUAAAGGAUUGCAAAACAAAACUUGAUUCAUCAGUCAACUGAGCAAGUUUCAACACAUCGUCCCAUCAAUGUCUAUUGUUAAAUGUAAAAUAAAAGUGAAACACUUGAAAACUUCAAGCUUAAUAUUUGACUUUACAAGAAGAGUUGCCAUGAAUUUAAUGUAGUUAUCAUUGAACCAACGUUUAAGCCAACAGACACUCAUGAAAUGAAUCUCAUGUUCAACUAAUCUCCAAUUGAUCAGCAAGUUUGCACACUCAACCCAACAAAAGGCCAUCAUCAUGGCGAUGGUAUUGUUUUUAAAUCGUGGCACUUUCCAAGCUGAAGACAUUCACAUUUCCGAUUCCCAUAUAAACGAAGACACUUUGGUGACUUUUGUCGAUUUUAUUCCCGGAGUCGUUGAACGAACCUGUUCAGCUGCCAUGUCCGGUGGAGCUGUUAAAUAUCAUUCAUUCAGAAGUCUCGUUGAUAUGGCUAACAGAUGGCUUCAACGAAAUCCCGAAUGGCGAGUUUUCAAUUGUGAAACUGUUCUUUUGCUCUACAAAUACAACGACAUUAAAAAUUGCAAUGAACUUCGUCCAAAUGAUUGCUGUUUUUACAUCUCAGGAUCGGAAAGGACAAACAUUCUUAAAGGUUUAAGAAUUUGGAUAAAAUUGAAACAACGAACGAUUCAACGCCACGGAUCAGUGUUGUAUCAAGAAUUGAAUUACACCGAUUUAGUUCCUGAGAUUGAUGAGAAGGGUUCAUUUAAAAAGCUUGACGAUUUGGUGGAACGAGCCAACAUUUUGAUCAGAAAAGAAGAGAUUCAGGGUCGAAUCAUUUGUGUUGAAACGGUCACUUAUGAAGCUGAUACUGAUUGGAAAGUUGAUCCAGAUGAAACAUUAUCUGCCCUUUCGACCAAAAAAUUAUUCAUUUUAAGAAUUUUUUACGAAGAAGGAUUACCUUUACAGGAAGAAAUUGAUAUAAUCGAUUUUGUGCCAAAACAUUUAUCUGGCGGAGGAUUUUUCAAGCGACCAAAAUUUGAAUCAUACACUCAAGUAAUGUCCAGAGCAUCUCAAUGGUUAUCACAGAAUAGGCAUUUAAAUUAUCGCAACGCUCAAUCAAUCGACAUUAAACUGAGCAUAAAAUCAUUAACCUCAGUCAAUACAAAGACCAUGUAUUACACCGAUUAUGGAAGUUAUAUUCGCAUUUUUCGAGUUUGUUGUACAAAAUCAUCACGAAUUCUUGAUCGUUCCAGUGCCACAUCAAACAAAAUCAAGUCAACAAUUCACCUUUCUUCCAGACUAUUUCUUCCAGUUCGGAAAAAGGAUACAAUUGGUGCUAUUCGUGAGCGUUUUGAAGAGUGGAUACACAAUGCCACUCAAGAAGCAAUUGAAUCGGAUACAAUUUCAGAGAUUAAAAUGAUUCGUCGUUUACGAGUGUUGAGUGCUGAAACAAUUUGCAUGUUUUGUAAAAGUUAUGAAGAAAGUUUAGAAGAGUCGAUUGAUGAACCCUUCCAUUACAACCGAUUUGGAGCCAAAAAUGGUUUCAUUUUCAUGAUUUUUCGUUUCUAUUUCGACUUUUCAACAGACACAAUCGGGACAAUCAACGGUAUCACAAUUAAACCUCCGUCGCCAAUAGUCAAUGCAAUCGAGAAAAUUUAUCCAAACAAAACAAUUGGAAGUCAAACUUGUAUUCUUAUGUGAUGAUUCAAAUGUGCAAAAUAAACGCAUUCAAAGUUGA
This is a messenger RNA of Tetranychus urticae (two-spotted spider mite), 2082 nucleotides long. RefSeq lists its product as uncharacterized. The record is from RefSeq and is a predicted model, not a curated record. NCBI's taxonomy places the organism in Eukaryota, Metazoa, Arthropoda, Arachnida, Trombidiformes, Tetranychidae.